CCAUUGAUUCAAGCACAAGCUACGAACCCCGAACCGCAGCUACGAACGAACGAACGAACAAGACGAAAGCAACGGGCACCGCAGGCACAACAUGAACUUCCAACUCCCCGCCCCCACGCACCGCAAGCGCACCCUCCCGCAGGGCGAACUCGAGGCGGCGUCGACGCUGCGCCUCGGCGCGGACCAGAACACCCAUACGCUGUCGCUGUCCGAGGCGCGGCUGGUGAUCAACAAGGUGUUGGAGAAUAAGCGGCGCGGGGGGAAGAAGUAUGAGGAGCCUGAAAACCUCACGAAAACCCUGGACUACCUGGAGGUGUUUGCGCGGUUCAAGGACGAGGAGAACAUCAAGGCGGUCGAGCGGUUGUUGAACUCGCAUACGGAGUUGGAGAUGUUUGAGCGGUCGCAGCUUGGCAGUCUGUGCUGCGAUAAUGCGGAGGAAGCGAAAUCGCUCAUCCCCAGUCUGCAGCAUAAGAUCUCGGAUGCGGAUUUGCAGGAGCUGUUGGAUGAGUUGACUAAGUUGCGGAAUUUCACGGAGUAGAGGUGAGGUGGCUGUUAUCUGCUUCGGGGGUUUGGCUUGAAGGUUUGGGAGGGGGACAGGAAAUUCUAGCAUGGAGUUCUGGUGUUGUUUUUUUUUUUUUUUUUUUUUUUUUUUGUUUCUUGUCUUGUUGUUGAUGUGUUGGUCAAUUUGUUUAUGGCAAGGGAAUCAUGUCGUCAUGGGAUGGGCAGAAAGUGUAGACUACUACUAGGUCAAGACUCGUACUGUGUAUAUAGUAGAUGUGAUGUACUCUAGUAUCCAUGAUGACCCCAAAAAUCUCUUAAAGGCGAUCGCAUCGUUCGGAAAGUCAAUCAAAUCGCCGGAUGU
Aspergillus japonicus CBS 114.51 is the source of this 862-nucleotide messenger RNA. RefSeq names its product DNA-directed RNA polymerase II subunit RPB4. Gene Ontology annotation, molecular function: translation initiation factor binding; nucleotide binding. Lineage: Eukaryota; Fungi; Ascomycota; Eurotiomycetes; Eurotiales; Aspergillaceae. Bases 92 to 538 code for a protein of 148 amino acids. Gene Ontology annotation, biological process: positive regulation of translational initiation; transcription initiation at RNA polymerase II promoter; nuclear-transcribed mRNA catabolic process, deadenylation-dependent decay. The transcript is spliced from 3 exons. The record is from RefSeq and is a predicted model, not a curated record. Gene Ontology annotation, cellular component: RNA polymerase II, core complex; P-body.